UUUUGGAAAACGGCAACCCAAAAGAAUGACUAAGCCCAAUAGAAAGGGACAGCGUUGUGGUGUGGGGACAAUGUUGCGUGAUGAAAGAAAGGUUGGGCAGAGGCAGACAUCAUGUGAAUGUCACCUCAUCCAUCCUCCUCCGUUGCAAAACACUCGCCAUAUCACAAACUAUGCCAAGCCAUGGUCCACACCAUACAAUAAUUUCACUGCAUAUAACUGCAUCAUCAAGUUUUUAGGUGAACAGAUAUCAAGUGGUGAACCUUGUAAGACCCUUGGUUUUUGCUGUCCCUCUAUACCAGAGUUGGUCAGAGAUGCUGUUUUUUCUUUGUCAUGUCCCUCCGUCUCAUCAUUUCAAUGUCUCCUUCAGCUCUCUCCUAGCAUAGACACUGCACAAAUGCUACCCAACCUGAGCCCAUCACAAUCUCUGACUUAUGACAACUAA
Molecule: messenger RNA, 442 nt
Organism: Sphenostylis stenocarpa
Lineage: Eukaryota; Viridiplantae; Streptophyta; Magnoliopsida; Fabales; Fabaceae
Source: the annotation of a GenBank genome assembly